Molecule: messenger RNA, 387 nt
Organism: Microsporum canis CBS 113480
Lineage: Eukaryota; Fungi; Ascomycota; Eurotiomycetes; Onygenales; Arthrodermataceae
Exons: 3
Coding region: 1-387 (128 amino acids)
Source: RefSeq, a predicted model, not a curated record
AUGCUACUCCUCGAGGAUGACACCUGUUUAAAUAGUGAUGUUGGUGUUGGUUUUAUCAUCGCUGAUAUCAACUUUGACAUCGACUUCGUUUUCAUAUCAACUUCAACCACGAAAGCGGCAAAAGGGGCCACGAAGCCGUGUGUCAGAGAUCUAUUAUCCCAUGAAAAAGGAAGAAGCAAGCCCCCCGCCACGCAGCAGGACAAAGGCAAGGGGCCCGAAAGGGAAGAUGAGACAUUCAGUGACAUCAAACAUGAGAUGCUUGGAGAGAAUUAUGAUAUUAAAGAAGGCGAAGAAGAGGGAGAAGAUGAACUCUCUGUGCCGUCCGAGGAAAACCUGCAGCACUCCUCGUAUAUUAUAUGGAGUACUAUCAUCACCUGCCUCUGCUGA